Molecule: messenger RNA, 1020 nt
Organism: Populus euphratica (Euphrates poplar)
Lineage: Eukaryota; Viridiplantae; Streptophyta; Magnoliopsida; Malpighiales; Salicaceae
Product: eukaryotic translation initiation factor 3 subunit A-like
Exons: 1
Coding region: 1-1020 (339 amino acids)
Biological process (GO): chloroplast avoidance movement; chloroplast accumulation movement
Cellular component (GO): cytosol
Source: RefSeq, a predicted model, not a curated record
AUGGAGGCAUAUGAAGAAGGGAGAGAGAGUCCCAAGAACAAGACAAGAGAUUCAGAGGAGUGCCAUGGUGAUAUAAUGCUGGGGAAGAUGGAAGAAUUGACGAAGAUGAAGGAAGAACUGCAGAAAGCAAAAGAUGAGGCUAUGCAAUCAUGGUUAGAUUCCAGGCCUCUGAUCGAUGAGCUUGAAAAACUACAAUCAGGUCUCGCGAGUGCUAAAAACCGGGCGUCUAUGUCUAACAUUGUGAUCUCGGAGCUUGAAUCACAGCUUGAGGCCACCAAUGCGGACACCCGAUCCAAAAUGGAAGAAGAAAUCAAGGUCACAAAUAUGACCAAUGAAAUAACUCGGGCUAUGGAUCAUUUGCGUGAAGAAUUCAAAAGAAUCAAGCUGGAAACAGAUGAAGAGCGCAGAGAAAGAUCAACACUGAAACAGGUCCUGAGGCUGAGGAGGCAGACUCUACGAAAGUUGCAACUAACACUUCGAGCAGUACAGAUAGAAUCAGAAGCUUUCGGAGAAUCAGCAGCAGCAGCACUAGGGCACAUCAAGAGUUGGGAAUCAGAGAAUAGCACUGUUCAACUCAGCCAAGAAGAGUAUCUUUCCUUAAAGCGAAGAGCCAAAGAAAGGACAUCACUUUCUGACUGGCGGAUUUCUGUGUCCACGGAACAGAAGUUAGCAGCUGAAGAAAGCCGAAACUUAGCGUCAAGAAGAUGGAAAGAAAUUCUCUCUGAAAAGAACAUGUCAUGGAGAAGGAGAAUGGAAGAUGAAAAGACAAGGGAAGAUGGAUGCACCAUUAAAGAGGAGGAGGAAGAAGAUUCAAGGUCCAAGAAAGUGAAAAGAUCAGGAAAUGCUUUUCCUAAAGCUCGACCAAAAGCAAUUUCUAAAUCCAAAUCGACUACUCCACCACAAAAAACGAGAGGAUCAGCGAGGAAAAGAAAUAAAAAGCUACAAAAGAAAAAGAAACUAUCCAUUUUACAACAAGUAAGGCGUUUUCUAGUACAAAGCAUGAGAAAACUCUUUGGAUGA